AUGGCCAAGAAAAUCACUUUAUUCGUAGACAUUGUGAGUCCAUUUGGCUAUCUGGCAUACUACAUGUUGAGAACAUCUCCAAUCUUCCAAAACGUAGAAAUCACAUACGUGCCGAUCCUGCUCGGGGGACUGAUGAAACUAUGCGACAACCGACCACCCCUCAUGAUCCGCAACAAAGGUACAUGGAUCAACACUGAGCGACUCCGCUGGGCACAACAAUUCAACAUUCCCAUGGCGACCACCGUCCCCGAAGGAUUCCCUAAACCAACUCUCCACCUCCAACGAUUCCUCACGGCCCUCAACCUGACCAGGCCAGAUUUACUCCCCACGGCGCUCGACGCAUGCUACAAAGCCCUCUGGACCGACCCCACCGAAAGUAACUUGCCGGACGUCAAGGUGUUUGCUCCCAUCGUAGCCAAAGUCAUCGGUGAGGAUGUCGUCAAGGACUGUGUGGCUAAAAUGGCCACGUCGGAUGUGAAGAAUGAGUUGAUGGCUCAGACCGAGCGAGCUGUCAAUCUCGGCGCGUUUGGGAUCCCUUGGUUUCAAUGUACGAAUGAAUCGGGGGUGGAGGAGGGAUUCUGGGGGUUUGAUCAUCUUGGUCAGGUCGUGCGCUUUUUGGGGUUGGAUGGUUCGUUGGAUCAGAGAGGGGAGGUGAGGGCGGUUUUGUGA
Exophiala mesophila is the source of this 669-nucleotide messenger RNA. RefSeq lists its product as uncharacterized. Gene Ontology annotation, biological process: glutathione metabolic process. The transcript is spliced from 2 exons. Gene Ontology annotation, molecular function: glutathione transferase activity; glutathione peroxidase activity. Lineage: Eukaryota; Fungi; Ascomycota; Eurotiomycetes; Chaetothyriales; Herpotrichiellaceae. Bases 1 to 669 code for a protein of 222 amino acids. The record is from RefSeq and is a predicted model, not a curated record. Gene Ontology annotation, cellular component: mitochondrion; peroxisome.